CGGAUCGAGAGGAUUGGCAUCGUAUAAGAGAAUAGAGAAGAACAUCCUGGAAGUUUAGGGAGAACAAAAAUUACUGUUCAAUGAGUUAUUAAUCAGAAUAUAAAAGACAUGAAUCUGCAUUAUUUCAUUUCUGUGGUUAUAUGGAUAGCAACCGUGACAGCGACAUUGGAAUCUGAUUCCCAUGAAAACUGGAGCAACGAAAAGAAUGAAUCCCAGCAAUUUUCCAUGCAAGUAGUUCAACCAUAUGUUCUACCUUUAAAAAUAAAAAGCAUGUUAGAAAACAUUUCAAAUGAAUCGUUGGAUAAUAUUUCAAAAUUAGGAAGAAUUAAUCAAAGUGUAACUAACGAAACAGUCACAGUUCAAUAUAUUCCUUCUCAAGAAGUCAUUGUACAAAAUUUAACAACCACUAAAUAUUCUCUUCAGAAUAUUGGCUCCAAUGAUCUUCGUCAAAUAAAUUCCAAAGAAAAUAUAGAUGAUGAAGGCAUAAAAGAAUUUGGGCAACGAGUUCGUUCAUUGAGAUCAAAAAACAAUGAAAAUCAUGAUCGACUAAAACAGUUUUUCAAUAUUCCACCUCCUGAGGAUCAUAGAGAACAUUAUAGAAAAAAUUUUCGUUCCUACGAAAAACUAAAUAAUUCAGAUAAUAAUCACAAUGCAUUCUCGAAAGAUCAACAUUCUUUUACUUUAACAAAAAUUACAAAACUUCAGAAAACUUUAAAACAAAAAGAAACCGAAGAAGACUAUACCGAUAAUCCAACUAUAAUUAAAAACACUUUUACAAGUACUUUUGCUCCUAUAGUAUCGGUUUCUUUGGGAAAAUUUUCUGGACCAAUAGUAGUUCCUGAUUUCCCACAACAAAAGAAAUAUUCUUAUGCAAAUACAGAUAAUUAUACUGAAAGCAAUGAAAUAUCAAAAUCAACCAUAAAACCGCUAAAAUCAAAAGUGUCAGAGAAUGGUUAUUUAGCAGCAUCAACUAUUAUUUUAAAUCCUCUUCAAGUUGGUGUUGCCUUGAUGAAUGCAGGACAGGAUCUAAAUUCAGUCAAUGAUCAAGAUACUUUGACAAAAUUGUAUCUUCAAAAUCAAACUAAUACUGUAAAAGCUACUGAAAUUGAUAGUGAAAGUUUAAUUCAAAGUGAUGUUUCAGAUUUUAAGAACUCCAGCUUCCAAAAUGAUCAAAUAUCACAGCAGAAUUCUGAAGUAGUGAUCACAAACUCACCAUCCCAAUUAGUAGAGAUUCAAAAAUCAGUGGAAAUAUUUCAUACAGCACCUAUCCAAGAAAUUCAUUAUCCUGUGGAAUUUGUACCUAAUAUUCAACAGCCUUUGAUAAAACAACAUCUUCAAGAAGAUUAUAAAAAACCCGUAAAAAAUCAAUUCAAAGAUCAAAAACUAAGUCAGAUUAAUGUAUAUAAAAAUAAUGAGAUUUUGGACGAAAAUAUUUCUCCAAAUAAUCAAGAACGCAAUCGUUAUGAAUAUACCUCAAAUGAAAAUGAUAUUAUUUAUUCGGCAAAUAGUGAUCAAAUUAAUCAAACCUUAGCUAAUAUUCAUCCUGUGGAAACUAAAUCCACUACUGGAGCUAAGGAACAAAUAAAUACUGCUCAGUAUAAUCAAAUAAUAAUUAAACAAUCUAGAUUUCAAGGAUAUCCUGAAACUAAUGUUAAACAAAAUAACUAUGAAAUACCGAAAAAAUCAAUCUCCAUUAUUCCACAGCCAAGAGGAAUCGAUAAUUUAUCAAGUCUGACUAAUCAAGAAAAUCUUCAAGGAACUCAAGAAUUGUCUCAAGUUCUGUUAACGAAGGUUACAAGUGAACUACCAACUGAACAAAAGUUUUUAAUGUCAGUACCACAAUCAUAUUCUGUAGAAAAAAAUAUUCAUCAUCCAGUGGAAAUAAUAGAAAAGAAGGUACCAUUCUCAAUGGAGAAAGUAAUAGAAAAACAGAUAACAAUUCCUCAGCCAUUCCCCAUACACAUACCAAUAGAUAGAAUUAUAGAAAAACAAAUACGAAUCCCAUAUCCUGUGCACGUGGAGAAGGUAGUUGAAAAAAAAGUACCAAUUGCUAUUCAGAAAUUUGUUAUACCCCUGCCAAUUCACUUCAGAGUUCCUCAACCUAUUCCAAUUUCGGUAGAAAAAGUGAUAGAAAAAUCUAUUCCGAUUCCAGUACCAGAAAAAAUUUUACCUAGACCAUAUUCUAUGGAAAUUGAAAAAAAUAGACCAUUUUCUUUAGAAAAUACCAAACUUGUUAAAUUAAAUUCACUUUAUAAUAUACAAGGUGAUUAUCAGCAACCAUUAAGACAGAAUUUCCAAUCCUUAGAAUCUUAUGAUAAUGAACAGGAUUAUUAUAAUUCAACGAUGCAGUAUUAUGAUCAAGAGUAUUUAAGCUUAAAUCGUCCUCAUACUAGGCAACCACCAUUAAUACACAUGUUACCAAAGAAGUUUGUACCACAUGGAAUUCAAUAUCCAUCUCAUUCAAUGACUUAUUCGAUGAAUAAUGGUAAUUUAAUUGCUUAUGGAAGAAUUUCAGAGAAAGAUAAGGUCAAAAAUGAAUACAUGGGUUCAGUACCACGAAAAUUGCAAACUUCUUUUGGGAUACAAUCGAAAUCUUUAUAUUCAUCAUCAGAUAUACAGACAACUUUAAGAAGAACAAGGCAAGAAAUAAUGGGAAAUAGUGGAAACUUUAGACAGUCAAAAAUGGAAUAUGGAUUUAAACCACCUAUGGUGCCUUCUGUUCAAUAUGAUGAACAAACUGCAACUAAAGUGGAAUAAUUUGAAUAAAUUUAAUAAACUAUUAUUUUUUAAAUUUGAAAAUUCAAUUUUCAAAAAUUUAUUUAUUUUUUUUUUAU
Molecule: messenger RNA, 2834 nt
Organism: Apis laboriosa (Himalayan honeybee)
Lineage: Eukaryota; Metazoa; Arthropoda; Insecta; Hymenoptera; Apidae
Exons: 3
Coding region: 109-2757 (882 amino acids)
Source: RefSeq, a predicted model, not a curated record